GAGGCUGGGGAGGUGCGGCCGGCACCGCCCCGCUCAGUCCCGGGUAGCGGCGCCGGUCGUGCUCCUGGUGCCGGUGCCUCUUUCUCCUCGCCGGCCGCCGGUUCCGCCGCGCCAUGAACUCGCUGCUCUUCGGCGAGAUGGCCCGCGCCUUCUCCCCCGGCGCCGCCGCCUCGUGCGCGCUGGGUCCCGGUGGCGGCGGCGGCCCCGGCAGCCCCGCGGCGGCGGCAGCGGCGGGGGGGGGCCCUCCGGUCACGGCCGCGCUCCGCAACGACCUGGGCUCCAACAUCCACCUGCUGAAAGGGCUCAACGUGCGUUUCCGCUGCUUUCUGGCCAAGGUGCACGAGCUGGAGCGGCGGAACCGUCUGCUGGAGAAGCAGCUGGCGGCUCAGCAGAGCGAGCGCGACCGCCGACUGCGCUACAAGACGUUCUCCCGGGACCAGGCGGUGCAGACGGGCUUCGGGCCGCCCCCGCCGCCAGGCCCCGGCCCCGGGUUGCCCGCCGCGCCCCCCGCCUCCCCGCCGCACUACGGCCGCCUGCCCGGCACUAUCUGGAGCUACACGCAGGUGCGGCGCACCGGGGGAGGCGGGCUGGAGACCGUGCAGGGGCCCGGCGUGUCCUGGGUGCACCCGGACGGCGUCGGGGUGCAGAUCGACACCAUCACCCCCGAGAUCCGCGCCCUCUACAACGUCCUGGCCAAAGUCAAACGCGAGCGGGACGAGUACAAGAGAAAAUGGGAAGAGGAGCUUACAAGGAGACUGAGUCUGGAGUCUAUGGUAGAAACCUUGCGAGAGGAGGCGCAGGAAGCGGAAGCUCUCCAAGAGGAGUUAAAUGAAAAGAUUGAGCGACUGAAAGCUGAACUUGUGGUCUUUAAGGGUCUGAUGAGUGAUCCCAUGACAGACCUGGACACAAAGAUUCAAGAAAAGGCCAUGAAGGUGGACAUGGACAUCUGUCGGCGAAUCGAUAUCACAGCCAAGCUGUGCGAUGUAGCGCAGCAGCGCAACUCGGAAGACGUUUCCAAGAUAUUCCAGGUGGCUUCCAAGAAGAAAGAACGCAAGCUCACGUCUGAUGAUGACCUCUCUGAACAGGAUGGAGACAAUGGCAGGUUCUCUGAUGAUGAGGUCAGCUGCUCUUUGAACAUCACAGAUGAGAUGAAGCGUAUGUUCAAUCAGCUUCGUGAGACAUUCGAUUUUGAUGAUGACUGUGAUAGUUUAACGUGGGAGGAGAAUGAGGAAACGUUGCUGCUUUGGGAAGACUUCACAAACUGCAACCCUUCGAUUGACCUCCAAGGAGAGGAGGAAAACCUGGGAAACUUGAUCCAUGAAACGGAGUCCUUCUUUAAAACGCGAGACAAGGAAUACCAAGAAACAAUAGGGCAGAUAGAGCUGGAAUUGGCCACAGCCAAGAGUGACAUGAAUCGCCACCUUCAUGAAUAUAUGGAAAUGUGUAGCAUGAAAAGGGGCCUGGAUGUACAAAUGGAAACCUGCCGUAGGCUUAUCAAAGGCUCGGCUGACAGAAAUUCUCCAUCUCCCAGCUCUGUAGCCAGCAGCGACUCAGGAAACACAGAUGAAAUUCAGGAUGAGUUGGACAGAGAGACGGACGUGGAGCCCAUGGUCAGCUGAUACGCAGCUGGAGCAUUCUAGUGAAAGGGAAGAUAUAAGAAAAGAUUAAAAAACAAUUCAUCGGAGGGAAAGAAAAAGACUUCUAAGCCCUUGCACAGGGUUUUUAAGGACUUAUUCCUACACGCAUCCCCGCCCCACCCGAGGAUUGGUGCUGUAAAUUUCUAUUGUUACACAAAUCGUGAACGCAGAGUCCUGUAAGAAAACAUGGUAUUUUAAUUGUGCCUUUGCCCCAAGCUGAGCCACUUUGAGCUCCAGUGGAAUAUUAAUAGCAGGUGUUUUUAUAAAAAAAGUAUUAUUUAAAAAAAAAACAAAAACCAAACGAACCUGAUAGCAGCAGAAAAUGGUGCUGCAAAGGCUCUGGGUGUUCCAAUAAGCUUAUGGUUUUAUUGAACUGCUGCACUGAUUGACAAAGGGAACGCUGGCAAGAGGAGAAGCGAACCCAAGGCAAUUCUGGUACAAUUACCAAUGUCUGGCACAAAAAGGGAUGCCUCCAAAUUGAACCGUAACCAUGUAAAAAUAAUAGCGGAUUUAGAGACAGCUUUUAGGAUUAAGCAGUUCUACAAUAUUAAAAGGAAUGUCUUCAUUCUGUCUUCCUGGGUGGAGGAGCUUGUGCAUCUUUCUGCUGAGAUCAGGUGGGAGCUCGGUGGCGAAGCAUGCGGACAAAGGGGGCGGGGUGGGAGGACCAUCACUGAUGACACUACUAUGCAAAAACAAAAAGCUCGCCUUAUUUAUAUGGAAUGUUUGGUCCCUGCUGGGCUGCGGUUAUCUUUCGGGAAAGGAAAGCUAAAACCACAUUUGCACACGUUAGUUACCUGUAGAGCUUCUUUUGAGGAGGAACGUGGUAUCACGAUGCCUUUGUUUCCAGGGAUUGGGUUAAGAGGGGAAUCAGCCCUUCAGUUCCCGUGGUGUUCUGGUUUUCUUUUUUCAGGAAUUAUUUGUUUUCAAACCAUAGUGUUUGCAGAUUUUACUUUGCUGACAGGGAGAGAACUCCAUUUUAUGCUGCUUUCAUGAUGUUUGGAGCGGGAUGGUUGAAGUGGUGGUGUAGAUGUAGGCUGGAGACAUGACACUGGGAGAGUUCCAACCACUGUUUUUCCAAGAAGCUGAACAUGGGAAAACAGUGUAAUCCUUUUCUGGGUGUAGUAAUGUGAAUCCCAACCUACUGCUGCCCUAGAAUUGGGGAAGAACAGGCACAUGCUUUCUUUGUGAGAAAGUGGGAAGACCUAGGUUUGUUGAUCCUUUUCGCAGGAGAAAGCUGCACCAAAAGUCAGAUCACUUGGUGGUACCAGAGGGAACGCUGGCAUCAUCAAGCUGUUCAUGGUUAUUCAUGGGAACCGUAGCACCUCAGCCAGGUAAAAACAGGGUAUAAAACCUCAGCCAAUAAUGUUUUGUUGGUUUUGCAGACCAAGCCUGAAAGUGUAGUUAAUACUGUCUAAAGGUGACUGUAGUUAAAUAGCAGUUGCAAGACUUGGAAUAAAUACCAAAUGUAUUCUUUUUCCUGCCAGGAAGCUUAGAAACUGCUGUGUGGGAGCAGUGCUAGGACUGGACAGGGAAAUUCCCAAUUAAAGCACCCUCUCAGUGUUAUGUAAAGGUGAGCUGGCCACUCUUUUCAGUUUCCUGAGUAUUCUUUCCAAGCCUCUCUUAUGCAUCAAUCCAGAAUCAGUGGGGUUGCAUCAUAAGCAUUCAGCCAGCGUAGAACAGUGAUGCUUUUUCCAAAAAAAAGCACAAUUGUCUCGGCAAGGGACACAUUCCAGGGUGGAAAUGCCUCUCCAUUUUGUGCAGCUGUGCAGAGGGGCAGGACCUCAGAGGGCACUGGUACUGUGGGUGUAGAAAUCUCUUCUCAGUUGGAGUCUCCUGUGGUGCUGCUGGGAGUUCCAUUGCUGUUUGGAUCCAUCUCCUGCUGGGACAUGUUGGUGCUUUUAGGCCAUAUGAAGCAAAUGGGCUCCCUGUGUUUUUCAGAGUGGGCAGGAGUACCAGGAUGACCCAUCUGGAUCCACAGUGUGGAGCUGUAAUCCACAAUUGAUGGUUUCUAUCCAAGAAAAUAGAUCCAAGGAUGUUCUUGUGGUUUCCUUACUGACUGAAAUACUCAGUGCAGUUACAGAGUAGCCAGCAACUUCUUGGUUCCUGGGAUGUGGGCUAGGGGCUCUUCCAAAGCAUGUUUCACCAUGUAAAUGUAGAUAACAUUUGGCUGGAAAAGAAAUCUCAUUCCAAAGUGCUCAUUCCUGUUAUUUCUUAGGUGGCGAAAGUGGUAAAUGCCAUGUUCGCUAGGGCUGCGAGCUGGGGUAGGUGGGAGGGAGCAAGAGAUAGGGUAUUUUUUGAGGGGGCUAGGACUGCAUGUUUUCAAUAAAGUAGUCUAAAGGUUUUCAAGCCUGUAUGAACUUCAGCUGCUAAUAUGUGGUUUCUCACCAGGCUGAGAAACUGUCUGCCAAAGCUGAAUGUCUGUAAUGCUUUAGUGACUUUGGUGGAGGCAUUGUUAAGCAAUUGACUUGCACAGUGAAUCAGCCUCAUCAGAGGCUGUCGUGCAGCUCUCCUCAGUUAGGAAAUGCUCUUUGGUACUGGAGAAGUUGAGCAAUUCUAACAGCCGUCCGGCUUCGCUGCUGCUCUUUUGAUUUUUCUUUCAAACUCAGUGUCCUAGUAGGGAAAAGGCUUCUCUAUCUUGAGGAUAGAGAAGAGUAUCCUCAGUUUGACAGCGAGAGCCAAGUGAGGAGGCAGAAAUUCAGCUGCCGAACAAGGUAGCUGUAACCUGCGGUUCCUCUCAUAGCCAUAAUUCUGAGCAUCCGUACUUGUUGGUAAGUAUAAGGGGUGGGGGUCUAUAGUAGCGGGUAUAGGAAUCAUGUGUACGAUGGUGAUGUGUAUGAUGGUGACUUGCCAUGGUGGUUGGUGUCUAUUUCUUGUAACCAUACGUAAUCCAUUUUUAAAGAAGAAAAGGUGUUUUCAUACUCGGGAGUGGGGUUUUGUUUUCAUUAAGGCUGUUUAGGACUGGGUGGAUCAGCCUCUCGGGAGUUGGGAGGGUUGGUCCUCGGUAGUUUCCCUCGGAGGUUGUUGGUAUGGUCUCAAGCAAUGCUGCUGAUGUAGCUGACGACGGUCCUGCCCUGUCGGCUGUAACCGCUGUAUGGAAACCGGAUCAAAAGCUUGCCAGAAACAAACAGUGACAAUGCUGGAAAUGAUUUUGAUGACCUCUUUCUUUUUCCUUUGUAAAGCUGUAAAUACUUUAUUUUUGUUUUCUAUUCUCAAAGUGGUGUCAUAUUGACACUUUUUUAGACUUAAAAUCAGAAAAUCCUCCUCAUUCUUUCUCAUUUUUUAAAAGGGGAAUUUCAAGGAAGCAAAUUUUUUUGCUUGUUAGCGAUGUAACAAAAGAUCAAAUUCCUAAAAUGGGUUUGUACAAACAAAUACAUGUUUUCAGUACACAAACGGCAGUUGCUUUUGUAGAUGCAUGUUCAAAAAUGUCCAAAGGAUAAUGUGGUAAAAUGUUUUUUUGUUUGUUUUUCAAAGGCUUAGUGAUUAGUUCACACAAGGGAAAAAGCAAAAUUCUUUAAAAACAAAGUGUUGGGGCAGGGAAUGUAAUGAAACUCAUCUAAGCUAAAUGUGUAAUCUAUUUAUAAAAACACAAUAUAUAUUCUAUUUUUAUUAGAAGUUUUUAAAGCGCAAACAGAAUUCUGUUCGCGAAUGCAAUUAUUCCCGUGGAAAGAUUCCUCUGCUCUGAUGGAAUUCCAAAUUCUCCAUGAAAAUAUCCGACAGGUAUGGCUGUGAGUACUCGCUAGCGCUUCCUUGGAGCAAGAGGGAAAGCCGAACAGGCUAACAGCUGAUCUGCAACUGCAGAAUUAUUGCUGUUUCCCCUGGGUUUUAUUUUUCCCUGAUUCCCAGGCAUUCUUGUCCCCCUAAAUCUCCAGGGGAUUGCAGCACCAGGUGCCCCAGAGUGGGCUUUGUGUUCUACCUGGUUAGAAUGUCUACGCCCGUAUAACUUGGAAUUAAUUUGAUGAAACAAAAUGCAGAAUUGUGCCUGAAUAUAGAUCGAAAGUUGCUGAUUUGAGAUUUUUUUUUUUUUUGCAUAAUCCUUCCUGCCACCAUAAAUACACAUGGGGUUAUCGCUCCGAGGCUGGCUGCGGAAAGCCGUGGCGGGCGGUUGGGUGCUCACAGCCGUGCCACAGCGCUGCACUCUCAGGAAAGCAGCUAUUUCCUUCUGUUUCAUUUGGCUCUGGAAAAACGGGAAAGAUUGUUUGUGUUGGAGCACGCAAGGAGGAGAAUUGUAAUACUGGGAAGUCUCUGAUGGGGUUUCACAUCUGAGAGUGCUUCAUUUUAGAAUCAUAGAAUCAUUUACCACAGGGGGGGCUAUAAGAAGGAAAGGGAGGGGCUUUUUCCAAGGGCCUGGAGUGUAUAGGAUGAGGAGGAAUGGCAUUUAAUUGGAAGGGGGAAGAUUUAGACUGGAGAUUAGGAAGAAAUUUUUGACGAGGGUGGGGAGGCCCAGGUUGCCCAGAGCAUUGGUGGCUGCCCCAUCCCUGGAGGGGUUCCAGGCCAGGUUGGAUGGGGCUUGGAGCCCCUGAGCCAGUGGGAGGGGUCCCUGCCUGUGGCAGGGGAGGGAACUGGAUGGCUUUGAAGUCCCUUCCAACCCAAACCAUUCCAUGAUUCUAUGAAAGGACCUUUGAGAUCACAGAGUCCAACUACUGUCCACUACUAAACCAGAGCUGAAUGUGUAAAGAACGAUUUAUCACAGCAAAAUUGAGGAACGGUAAUGCUUCCUUGCUGUAAUAAUACCCUCACGAGGAUUUUCCACAUGUUGCUGCAGGACUUCUGGUUUUUAUUCGUUUGCACUGGUCCAGGACUUGGUUCCAGGAAAGACACAGGUUUUAAAAAUCUUUAAGUCACCCAAAUGCUUGAUUUUUAAGCUUUAGAUAGAAUGUAACUUCUAUCAGUUUGAAUUUGAAAUGAGAAAAGAAAUAGCCAUUUGUGGCUACACAUCGCAUCCUGGUGUUAAUAAUGCUGGAUUUGGAGGUGGACUCAAAACAGCACCUGCCAAACUCUUAUUACCAUCCUGUUUCCAGAGAGGGGAGCAUGGAAGGUUGGAACCCAAGUCUUUGGCAGAGAAGAGAAGAAAUGCGUGGUUAUUUCUUUGUCUGGUUUUGUUUGUAGUUCAGUGUCUGCUGACCCUUCUGCAUUGCAGGAGCUUUUCAAAGCUUCUCUUUUGAAGAAGCAAUGAAUUUGGUAUCUGAUGAGUGUAGAAAUGACGAUUCUUUCCUAAUUUGAGGCACUCGAGCAGUGAAGCAUGUCUGUAAGCAAAGGUGGUACAUGUAGGUCUGGCUGGCCCUGUCUGUGGAGGAAAUCAUGUUAUUAAUGCUUAGAACAAACCCUGGGGUAGCCUCAAACCAAUGUGACCUCCCUGGCAGAACAUCCCAGUCCCACCAUGCCCCAAAUCCUGCGUCUGUGGUUUGUUUGCUGCCCAGAGUGAUGAUCCCUGCACAGAUUUCAUCUGAAAUCCUAAAGUUCAUUUCUUAUUAGAGAGGACUGAGGAUGAGGAAAAGCUUGGUCACCAGCCACACUUUUUGUGUAACGUGGCUUCACUGAAACACAGGCAAUUCAGUCCUUGAAACGCCUUAUCUGCAGCGAAAGUGUACGUAGCUAAGUUCUACCAAAAAUGAUUAUUUAUUAUUUAAUGUGUUUAAGUGGAGGGUAUUGAUGACUCUGUCCCCAUGCUGUGUCACUUCUUGUCAGUUCCUCUUAGGUCACAUAAGAAUUUCUUUUAUACACCUUCAAACAGACUACUGAUCAGCGUGGAAAUGAACUGUUUACUGUACUGUUGUAAAUAUUGUGCUUUAUAUUCUGUAUAUUAGCUUCUUUUAAAGAAAAAGACUGAACUGAUGAUGCUAUAUCAUCUCUGGUGAGGAAAGGAUGAAGGAUGGACCAGCUCCCAAGCUUGCUCCGGAGUCGAGAUGCAAAUCAAUUUCUUCUGUGGCUGGAAGGCUGUGCUGGGAAUUUGCAAGCAGACCAAGAGGUGGUGGACUUCAAACCAUCAAAGCCUUUGGAUACCUAAUCCACUUCAGCAGUGGCACCAAGAAACACCCGCAGCCAGAGCCAGACGCAUUCACACUCCUCUGAGUUACAGUGGAUUAUCUCCAUUUUCCUUUUUUAGUGCCAAAACCACCCCCACUGACCCCUUCCAGGUCUGCUCUCCGGCUCCCUGUACACCUGGCCUCCCAUUCCGCGUCUAUCUGUCCGUCCUAGGCCGUGCUGCCCCUUCGCAGCGAGUUCAUCCUUUGGCGCUCGACCUAUUGACUUUUCAAUAAAAAGGGGCACGUGGGAGCUUGGCAAUGAAAAUGGGUCACAGUCCUUCUCUGGUUACAAGGAAAAAAAAACCUAUAAAAUAAAUACUGAA
This is a messenger RNA of Cuculus canorus (common cuckoo), 7983 nucleotides long. It is a transcript of the gene IFFO2, whose product is annotated as intermediate filament family orphan 2. The transcript has 9 exons. The record is from RefSeq and is a predicted model, not a curated record. NCBI's taxonomy places the organism in Eukaryota, Metazoa, Chordata, Aves, Cuculiformes, Cuculidae. Bases 114 to 1619 code for a protein of 501 amino acids.